Messenger RNA from Emys orbicularis (European pond turtle), 354 nucleotides. RefSeq names its product cAMP-dependent protein kinase catalytic subunit alpha-like. Gene Ontology annotation, cellular component: nucleus. Bases 1 to 354 code for a protein of 117 amino acids. The transcript has 4 exons. Lineage: Eukaryota; Metazoa; Chordata; Testudines; Emydidae. Gene Ontology annotation, molecular function: protein kinase activity; ATP binding; protein kinase A regulatory subunit binding. Gene Ontology annotation, biological process: protein phosphorylation. The record is from RefSeq and is a predicted model, not a curated record.
AUGAAGGAGUUCCUAGCCAAAGCCAAAGAAGACUUCCUCAAGAAAUGGGAGAACCCCUCCCAGAACACAGCCAGUUUGGAUCAAUUUGAUCGAAUCAAGACCCUGGGCACGGGCUCAUUUGGGAGGGUGAUGCUGGUGAAACAUAAAGAGACCGGGAAUCACUAUGCCAUGAAGAUCCUGGAUAAACAGAAGCUAGUGAAGCUCAAACAAAUUGAGCACACCUUCAACGAGAAACGGAUCCUCCAGGCCGUCAACUUUCCAUUACUCAUCAAACUAGAGUAUUUUUUAAAGAAGCUGCUACAAUGGAAAUGUCACCCCUGCUCCGUGCCGGCUGCCUGGGACUGGGCUGGGUAG